AUGAGCCAACUGGAGGCCACCACAUUCAUUACAUUCGACCUGGAGGCGGGCCGAAAGGAAGAGCUGAUCAAGUGCUUGCGGCGCAACCACGACGUCUUUGCGUGGUCAACACAUGAGCUACAGGGCAUCUCGCCUAGCAUCGCGCAGCAUGAGCUCCAUGUCCGGUCGGACGCAUGGCUCGUGAAGCGGAGGAAGAGGGACUUCAGUGCCGAGCAGAACGUCAUCAUCCGAGCAGAAAUCGAGAAGCUUCUAGGGGUCGGUCACAUACGGGAGGGAUACCACCAAGUCCCGCUCGCCAGAGGUGAUCAGGAGAAGAUCGGGCGGAACUUGGAGGUAUAUGUCGAUGACAUACUUAUUAAAUCACUCCGAGCGACCGACCUUUCUGUAGAUAUAGAGGAGACCUUCCAAACACUGAGGACGUACGGAAUCAAGCUGAAUCCCCAGAAGUAUCAAUUCGGAGCGAAGAGUGGUCGCUUUUUGGGCUAUAUCGUCACCGACCGGGAUAUAGAGGCGAAUCCCAGCAAAGUGAAGGCACUGCAAGACAUGCCACCCCCCAGAAAUCUGAAGGAAGUACAACGCCUUACCGCUAAGCUGACUAUUGGCGAGCCACUCCGCAUCUACUUAUCCUCGAGCAAACAUGUUGUUGGCUCGGCGUUAGUGCGGUCGGACGGCGAAAAACAGCCAGUGUAUUUCCUGAACCAUAUUUUAAAAGAUGCUGAAUCCCACUACAAUGGCCUCGAGAAGCUUGCCUUCCCGUUGAUCCUCGCCGCCCGGAGACUCCGGCCCUACUUUCUCGCACACACAAUUGUCGUCAUGACGAACAGCCCUUUGGGAAGGUACCAACCCCGGACGGCCAUUAAAGCUCAAUCAUUGGCAGACUUCGUCACCAAGGUGCAAACCCCCGAGCCCGGAGCUACUUGGAAGGUGUAUGUGGACGGGUCAUCCACGCGGCAGGGAAGCGACAUCGACAUUUUGUUAAUCUCACCGCAAGAAGAGCGUAUGCAUUUGUCCGUGCGGCUGGAUUACCGUGCAACUAACAAUGAGGCAGAGUAUGAGGCCCUAAUAGCUGGUUUACGGGCCGCUCGGCACGUAGGAGCCAGUAAGGUAUCCUUAGUGUCUCACAUUGACAAGAUCGAGGGCCUCGUGUUUCCGAGCGACUGGAGGAUGGUCAUAGUGGAAUUUUUACAGUCCAGAGCUACGUCGUCCGAUCGGGAAGAAGCUCAGUUGCUAAGGAAGAGAGCUGGUCGGUUCACCCUCAUCGGGGAUCAGCUUUACAAAAAGGCUUUUUCCAAACCGCUCCUAAAAUGUGUCAGCUCAGAAGAUGCGGAGUACAUUUUACAGGAAGUGCAUCAAGGAGCCUGGGAAGGGCAUCCGAACGGUCGCUCGCUGGCAAGAAAGAUUCCGCUGGCCGGGUACUUUUGGCCGACCCUCCAGGAAGAUGCCGCUCGGACUGUCGUCACCUGCCAUUCUCGUCAGAAAUAUCACAAUUUUUCCCAUCAGCCAACGGAGGAAAUGAAGGUGUCUACAGUAUCCUGCCCGUUCGACCAGUGGGACAUGGACAUCGUGGGACCGUUCCCUAUGGUGACCGGACAGCAGAAGUUUUUGCUCGUGGCAGUGGACUAUUUCUCCAAAUCGAUCGAGGCCUAG
Molecule: messenger RNA, 1647 nt
Organism: Zingiber officinale
Lineage: Eukaryota; Viridiplantae; Streptophyta; Magnoliopsida; Zingiberales; Zingiberaceae
Exons: 6
Coding region: 1-1647 (548 amino acids)
Biological process (GO): DNA integration
Molecular function (GO): nucleic acid binding; RNA-DNA hybrid ribonuclease activity
Source: RefSeq, a predicted model, not a curated record